Capsella rubella is the source of this 1431-nucleotide messenger RNA. RefSeq names its product putative two-component response regulator-like APRR4. Gene Ontology annotation, molecular function: DNA-binding transcription factor activity; DNA binding. Bases 1 to 1431 code for a protein of 476 amino acids. The transcript is spliced from 6 exons. Gene Ontology annotation, cellular component: nucleus. The record is from RefSeq and is a predicted model, not a curated record. NCBI's taxonomy places the organism in Eukaryota, Viridiplantae, Streptophyta, Magnoliopsida, Brassicales, Brassicaceae. Gene Ontology annotation, biological process: regulation of DNA-templated transcription; phosphorelay signal transduction system.
AUGGCUGUGACUUUCGACCACGGUGGAGUUCCGGCUAGUGACGGUGGUGGUGAUCCAUUUGGAGAUCAGCAUCCAAAUUUCUCCGAUGUGUUUCCAAGAAACUUCCCGGAGAGUUUGCGAGUCUUAGUCUUCGAUGAAGAUCCUGCCUAUCUUCUCAUAUUAGAGAGACAUCUCCAAGCUUUUCGAUACCGAGUGACUACAUGCAACGAAGAGAGUGAAGCUAUGACUCUACUCCGUGACCAUAGGAAUAUGUUCGACAUCGCUAUGAUACAUGCAAAUAAUUCAGACGGUGAUAGGAUCCGGUUUAUCUCGGAAAUCGGAUCAGAAAUGGAUAUAUCAUUCAUAAUAAUAUCUAAAGACGACUCAGUAGAAUCAGUGGUGAAGUGGAUGAGUACCACCACUGCUUGUGACUAUCUAAUAAAACCGAUACGACCCGAAGAUCUGCGGAUGAUAUUCAAACACGUGGUGAAGAAGUUUCUUGGAAGAAGGAGGAGUGUGGUGACCGUAGAGGGAGAUCAAGAGAAAGCAGCAGCACGUGAGAAGUCAUCUUCGGUGGGAGAUUCCACCAUAAGAAGUCCUGAUGAUGACCAGGCCGGCAAAAGAAGUAGCUGCCCUAACGCAGAAGUCGUCAACGAGGAGGAUCAUGAUCAUGAUCGUGUUACCUCCAAGAAAAGACGACGAGUCGUUUGGGACACUGAGCUUCAUCAAAGGUUUCUCGACGCAGUGAACAGUGUUGGAUUCGAAAAAGCUGUUCCCAAGAAAAUUUUAGAGCAAAUGAAUGUUGAAAACCUCAGUCGAGAAAACGUAGCCAGUCAUCUCCAGGUAACGUUUCUUCUUAAAUAUCGAUUGGGUUUGAAGAAGGAGAGUGAUAAGAUUAAGAAUGAGGUACCAACAAACCAAUCUUUCAGAACUCCACAACAAGGAUUAAUGUUUGUGCAAGGAGACGCAUCAAACUUCUUCAAUGGAGGAAAUGUCCAAUUCCCAACACAACACAUCAGCAAUGUUCCUCCUCAACCUAAUUCUUUUGUGCAGCAACACACCAUGAACCCUAAUAAUCCCAUGACACAUCAAAUACCACAACUCCAACAUCAUUAUAAUGAAGCCUUUGCUAUGCCUUCCAAUGGAGGCGUAGGGAUGAAUCACCAUCAGAGGGAUGAGGUCACUACAGAACAACAUUUUGGUUAUGCCAACUUUCAGGAGGAUGAGUCAACGGACGUUGCACACUUAAUGUCAACACCGAACAGGGAACAGAUAGAGUUGUACCCACUCCACAUGGAGUUUAGUUCUUUCAACAUGAGGAACAAUCAUGAAACUGAGAUUUCACCACCCAUGUCACGUUUACCAGCAUUAAUUUCUCCUCCUCAAACACAUAGUUAUUGUGAUCAGCAACAAAAUGGAGGAUUCAACUACAACAGUGCCCGUCAACAAUAA